Messenger RNA from Dermatophagoides farinae (American house dust mite), 4608 nucleotides. The record is from RefSeq and is a predicted model, not a curated record. NCBI's taxonomy places the organism in Eukaryota, Metazoa, Arthropoda, Arachnida, Sarcoptiformes, Pyroglyphidae.
UGGAAAAUUUAUUUUUGAUACAAAUUUUAAUUCACAAUUUUUAGAUUUUAUACAACCACCAUCAAUUAAUAAUGAUAGAUUUCUAUCCAGAUUAACCGGUAUGAAUCUGAAUCAUAUAAUCGAAUCGGCAACAAAAAAAGUGAAUAAACGUUUCGAUGUGAUUGAGCCAAAUAUCUAUAAAAAUAAUGCAGCUCAAAAGCCAGGUUCGAUUGGCUGGCUAGUUGGAGCAUCGACAGCAUCGAAUACAAUUGUUAAGAAUUUAUCACGUGCAGCAUUAAUAGCGGAAGAAGCUACCAAUAUGAUUGUUGAAAAAUAUAAACUAAAUCUAGAUCAAAUUAUGUUCAGCCUAGCUGAUUUGAACAUUCAAUCAACAUCAUUAUGGCGUGAUUGUCCUGUUCAUAAAAAAACUAAUCCACUAGUCUGUUAUCCUGGCCAAUAUCGUUCCUACUCGGGUCAUUGUAAUAAUGUUGAAAAUCCUGAUUGGGGUUGUGCCAAUUUGCCAUAUAAAAGAGCACUGGUACCACGUUAUGGUGAUGGUGUUUCAAAAAUUCGCCGUUCAAUUACCGGUUCAGAAUUGCCAUCAGCUCGUGAUGUUUCAUUAGCUGUUCAUCAAGGACAUGAAAGUCCUUUUUCUCACAUUACAACGAUGACAUCGUUUCUAGGUCAAUUUAUAUUUCAUGAUCUUUCUAGUGUGGCCCAGUCUAUCGGUUUUAAUGGCCAACGUAUUCGUUGUUGUGGCCUAAUGAAAGCUGAGCUCAUACAUCCUGAAUGUCAUCCGAUUAAAAUAACAUCAAAUGAUCCAUUUAUGCAAAGAUUAAAUCAAAAAUGUAUGGAAUAUGUACGAUCAAGUCCAACGAUUAGAAAUCGUUGUAGUUUAGGUCCUCGAGAACAAAUCAAUCAAGUCACUUCAUUUCUCGAUGGAUCAACUAUUUACGGUUCGUCAAAGGAGAAAGUAUUAUCAUUGAGAUCGAUGAAAAAUGGACAACUCAAGAGCAUCAAAUUAUCGAAAAAAAGUAAAGGGUUGUUGCCUAUUCAAGAUGGAAAUCAUUCGCAUGAUUGCAAAAUGAGCGGCAAUAAUCAUAAAUGUUUCAAAUCAGGAGACGACAGAGUGAAUGAAAAUCUUGGCCUGACCAUCAUACAUACAUUGUUUAUGCGUGAACAUAAUCGCAUUGCACGUAAACUUUCUGCAUUGAAUCCACAUUGGAAUGAUAAUGAAAUAUUUGAAGAAGCGCGUAAAAUUGUUGGUGCACAAAUACAACAUAUAACAUAUAAUGAAUUUUUACCAAACGUAUUGGGUGAAGAAACUGUUGAUAAUUAUGGUUUACGACUAUUGAAUGAUGGCUACUAUCGUGAUUAUGAUAUGAAUUUUAAUCCAACCAUUGAAAAUGCUAUUGCAAAUGCUGUUUUUUAUUUCCUAUUCACAACAAUGCCAUCGGCAAUGGAACGUUAUUCAAAAGAAUUACAUAUGAUCGGUUUCACUAAGAUGACUGAAUCAUUUUUUAAUCCAAGUGAAAUGUAUACAAACAAAUUGGAUGAAUAUCUAAUGGGAAUGGUUAGCCAAAAUGCUAAAAGUUCGGAUCCAUUUGUUACCGAUGAAAUGACCAAUGGUUUGAUGAAUAAUAAUAAUGAUUCUAAAGAGGCAUUUGAUUUUGUUGCUUUUGCCAUACAAAGAGGUAGAGAUCAUGGACUUCCUGGAUAUGUUGAAUAUCGACGGGCUUGUCAAAUUGAACCAUUAAUUAAUCGUUUCGAGGAUUUAUCCACAACGAUGAGAAAUGAUGUUCUAAAACGUUUAUCUAAUCUUUACAAAAAUGUACGUGAUAUUGAUUUAUUAACUGGAGGCUUAGCUGAAAAGCCAGUACGUGGUGGUCUUGUUGGUCCAACAUUUGCCUGUUUAUUGGCCAGACAAUUCAAUGCAUUAAGACGUGGUGAUCGAUUCUGGUAUGAAAACGAUAUGCCACCAUCAUCAUUCAGUGUUGAACAAUUGACAGAAAUACGAAAAUCAUCAUUAGCACGUAUUGUUUGUGAUAAUGGUGAUCAAACUGAAUUUGUGCAGCCAUCACCAAUGAUUGCAUCGGAUAUUUAUCUAAAUGCUUUUCAAUAUUGUAGUACGGAAAUUAUACCACAAAUAAAUCUGGAUAAAUGGCGAACAAACAAAGCCAGAUUAAGUGCACCAUUAUCUAUUGAUGAUGAAUCAAUAAGAAAAGCAAUACAUCGUGCUAAAAGAGAAAUUGAUUCAUUGUAUGAAAGAGAAAAAACACUACUACCAUCUAACAAUAGUGGAUUAUCACAGGCACAAAAAAUGCAUUAUAAUCGUGGCAGGAGAAUCAAACGACAAACAUUCAAUAAUCAAUCAUUGAUUUUAGAAAGAGCAACACAUGGUAUAUUGAAACAAAUUCGAAACGGUAGAGAUCGUGAAGCAAGUAAUGAUGUAUUGGAUGAUAUACAAAAUCUAGUUACAUCAUUACCACAACAUGAACUUGGUGAAUAUCUAAAAAAUCAGAUACUCAUACAAAAUCAAAAUGUCAUUGAACAAUGUCAAGAUUAUUCGCUACCAUGUGAUCAUACAUCAAAAUAUCGUACAAUCAAUGGAUGGUGUAAUAAUUUACAUAAUCCAGAAUAUGGUACUAGUAUGCGUUUGUUUAAUCGUUUUUUAUUGCCCGUUUAUGAAGAUGGUAUUGGUGCGCCAAGAAAAUCGUCAGCAAAAAAGAAUAAAAAUCUACCAUCACCACGUUUAGUAUCGGUUGUGGUGCAUGGUGAUACCCAUUCACCACAUGUUCGUUAUUCAUUGAUGACAAUGCAAUGGGGACAGUUCCUCGAUCAUGAUUUAACAUUCACGCCAAUGUAUUUAACAUCGAAUGGACAAUUAUUGAAUUGUAAAUCAUGUAAUUCAAGAAAGACAGUACAUCCUGAAUGUUGGCCAAUUACCAUUCCGAAAAAUGAUCCAUUUUUCAAGAACAGUAAAAAUCAUUGUUUACAUUUUGUACGUUCAAUGAAUGCCCAAAAAACAUUGGGUCCACGUGAACAAAUGAAUGAUCUGACUUCUUUUAUUGAUGGUUCACAAAUUUAUGGAUCAAAUUAUUGUGAUGCACAUCGAUUACGAACAUUUAGACGUGGAAAACUUAAUACAACUAGACAUGCUAUUCGUAAUAUGAAAGAUUUAUUGCCACAAACUAUUGGUAAUAUUGAAUGUAAAGCACCAUCAGGAUUUUGUUUUGAUGCUGGUGAUCAUCGAGCCAGUGAACAGCCAAGUUUAGCUUGCAUACAUACGAUCAUUAUACGUGAACAUAAUCGAAUAGCCGAAAAACUUUCUCAACUUAAUAUUCAUUGGGAUGAUGAACGAGUCUAUCAAGAGACACGUAAAAUUAUUUCCGCUUUUUUACAGCAAAUUACCUAUAGAGAAUUUUUACCACGAUUACUUGGUAGAGAUUAUAUGACAAGAUUUGAUAUAAAUCCAUUAGAUAGUGGCUAUUAUAAUGGUUACGAUGAUGAUUGUGAUGCAACGAUUAAAAAUGAAUUUUCAGCUGCCGUUUUCCGUCUUGGUCAUACAUUGUUAAAACCAUCAUUUGAACGUCUUGAUGUCAACUAUCAGCCGAUUAAACAGCCAAUGAAAUUACGUGAAGGUUUUUUCAAUUCAGAUAUGCUCUAUGAACCAUUUGCAACCGAUGAACUAUUACGUGGUUUAGUCACAUCUAGUAUAGAAAAAUUUGACAAUUCAAUUACGGAAGAAAUAACAAAUCAUUUGUUUGAAGAUCUAAAAAAACCAUUCUCAGGAAUGGAUCUUAUAUCAUUGAAUUUACAACGUGCACGUGAUCAUGGUAUACCAUCGUAUAAUCAAUAUCGUCGACUAUGUAAUAUGACGGUAGCGAAAAAUUUUGAAGAUUUAAGCAAUGAAAUACCGAUGCCAGUGAUAAAAAAAUUAAAAUUAGUUUAUGAACAUGUAGAUGACAUUGAUCUAUUUACUGGUGGUAUAGCUGAAAAUUCAUUACACGGAGCAUUGGUAGGACCAACAAUCGGUUGUUUACUUGGGCUACAAUUUCGUUCAUUACGUAAAUGUGAUAGAUUUUGGUAUGAAAAUGCAAAUGUGUUCACACGUUUCACAUCGGAACAAUUGGCCGAAAUACGUAAAGUAACAUUAUCGAAAAUUAUCUGUACAAAUAGUGAUCAGAUUUUGCAUAUACAAAAACAAUCUAUGGAUCUACAUGAUUUAUUUUUAAAUCCACGUUUACCUUGCACAUCGUUACCGGAGAUGGAUUUGAAUAAAUGGAGAACCAAUGAUAAACAUUGUAUGAUAGGUGGCCAGAUGAUAUUGCUUGGCCGAUAUGGUCGUCUAAGUCCAUGCGUGAAUUGUCUUUGUAGUGUUGAAGGGUCGAUUUGUCAAUCGAUACGUGUGGAAAAUUGCCAAGAUUUAACAACGAGCUUUACAGUGCAACAAAUUUUAGCUGAUCAAUCAUGUGUAGUACAAUGUGCAUAUUCGAUUCGUAAUAAUCAACAACAACAAUUACAAACAUCAACACGAACGUUUAUGUCAAUGUUACAUUUGAAUUUUUAGUUCAUCGGUUUUUUUAUUAUUGUUUUAUUUAGUGAUCAAUCAUUUAUUUUUUUCCUUUG